Messenger RNA from Prinia subflava (tawny-flanked prinia), 6460 nucleotides. RefSeq names its product olfactory receptor 14A16-like. Gene Ontology annotation, biological process: G protein-coupled receptor signaling pathway. The coding region runs from base 830 to 1780 and encodes 316 amino acids. Lineage: Eukaryota; Metazoa; Chordata; Aves; Passeriformes; Cisticolidae. The transcript is spliced from 2 exons. Gene Ontology annotation, cellular component: membrane. The record is from RefSeq and is a predicted model, not a curated record. Gene Ontology annotation, molecular function: G protein-coupled receptor activity; olfactory receptor activity; odorant binding.
UCGGACAAUUCGGGGUCCGGGGGAGCCCUUGGGGCUCCAGGGGGCACUCGGAGGUCAGGGAGGGGAAUCUGGGGGCCCUUCGGGGUCCGGGCGGGCACUUGGGGGGCUCUGAGGGGGCUCUCUGGGGCGCGGGGCAUGAUGGGAGUUGUAGGCGCGGGUAGGACACGGUUGAACGGGGCCGCGGAGCAUCACGGGAGUUCAAAGCACAGCGCCAAUGGCUCUCAGGGGCGCGGGGCAUGCUGGGAGAUGAAGUCACGGCUGGAAUAGCGCUCUACCGGCGCCGCGGAGCAUGCUGGGAGCUGUAGUCCCGGAAGUGGCUCGCACAGGGCGUUUGGGGAUCGGGGAAGGCACUUGGGGGACACUUUUGGGUCCGAGCCGCGAGUGCGGGUCCUCAGCAGGGAAUGUACACGGUUCGGGAGCACUUGGGGGAGCUUGGGGAGCUCUAACCGGGCUCUUUAGGGCGCGGGGCACUGCAUGAGUUUUCGGCGCGGAACUGUGUUAUGAGGGGCUCUGAGGCCGCGGGGGAUGACAGGAGAUGAAUUCCCAGAAGCGGCUCUAACGGGCAUCUGUGGGGUUGGAGCAUUCAGAGGAUCUGGGGACGCUUUUGGGGGGUCACGAACUGGCGCUGAGGGGAUCUUACAGAUCCUGGAGGGUCUGGGGGACACUGAUGGGACACACGGGGGGCGAUACCGGGGCUCUGUGGAGCGCGGGGCAUGACGGGAGUUAUAGGCAAAAAGAAAAUGAUGGCGCCGACAGCAGGCACCGCCUCCGAGGUCCCGAUCCCCGGCGCUGAUUGGCUGCGAGUCGUGACUGGCAGAAGGCUCGGCAAAUGGGCGGAGUCCAUGAUGCCCAGAAUGAAGAAAUGUCCAACAGCAGCUCCAUCAGCCACUUCCUCCUGCUGCCAUUGGCACACACGCGGCAGCUGCAGCUCCUGCACUUCUGCCUCUUCCUGGCCAUCUCCCUGGCUGCCCUCCUGGCCAACGGCCUCAUCAUCAGCGCCGUAGCCUGCGGCCACCUCCUGCACAGCCCCAUGUUCUUCUUCCUGCUCAACCUGGCCCUCAGCGACCUGGGCUCCAUCUGCACCACUGUCCCCAAAGCCAUGCACAAUUCCCUCUGGGACACCAGGAGCAUCUCCUACGCAGGAUGUGCUGCACAGCUUUUUUUCUUUGCCUUUUUCAUUACAUCAGAAUUUGCCCUUCUCACAGUUAUGUGCUACGACCGCUACGUGUCCAUCUGCAAACCCCUGCACUACGGGACCCUCCUGGGCAGCAGAGCUUGUGCCCACAUGGCAGCAGCUGCCUGGGCCAGUGCCUUUCUCUACGCUCUGCUGCAGACGGCCAAUACAUUUUCCCUGCCCCUGUGCCAUGGCAAUGCCCUGGGCCAGUUCUUCUGUGAAAUCCCACAGAUCCUCAAGCUCUCUUGCUCACACUCCAAACUCAGGGCACUUGGGCUUCUUAUGGUUGGUGCCUGUAUAGCUUUUGGCUGUUUUCUGUUCAUUGUUUUCUCCUAUGUGCAGAUCUUCAGGGUUGUGCUGAAGAUCCCCUCUGAGCAGCGACGGCACAAAGCCUUUUCCACCUGCCUCCCUCACCUGGCUGUGGUUUCCCUGUUUGUCAGCACUGGCUUUUUUGCCUACCUGAAGCCCCCCUCCAUCUCCUCCCCAUCCCUGGACCUGGCCCUGUCAGUUCUGUACUCGGUGGUGCCUCCGGUCCUGAACCCCCUCAUCUACAGCCUGAGGAACCAGGAGCUCAAGGCUGCAGUGAGGACACUGAUCACUGGAUGAUUUCAGGAACAUUAAACAGCUGGCAAAUUUAUGAAAAUCGUUUGUAAUAAAAUAAUAUUUCAUAACACUUGUCAGUUUGUAUGGCGGGUUUUUUCUUUGUUUUAGUUUUCAGUGAUAUUCACAAACCAAGAACGCUGUUUAUGCCCUUUCUCUUUUUGUUAUUCUCCACAUUUUCUCUGGUCCAAUACAGUGUCAAUGAGGAGCUGUGCUCUAGGUAAGUUUUCAAGGAACAAAAUUAUUUCCUAGCAGAGUUUUCACAGGAAAUCCCCCUUUAGUUCCCUUCUCAGUGGCUGCAGCAGCAAUGUCUGUGUGCAGAGCUGGGGCAGAUCAGUGCUGGCACAGCAGCUGUGCCCAGCAGCAGCAGCACUUGGUGUUGCCAGUGCUGCUGCCGUGGCCCUGCCCCGCUGCCCUCCUGGCCCUGCUGUUGCUGUAGGGCCUGAGUGCUCUCGGGGCCGGGCACAGGGCUGGGGGUGGCAGUGCCGGGGCUGCAGCAGGGACAGGCCAUGGGCACUGCUGGGGCAGCGCUGACGCCUCAGGCCAGGGCCUGGGGGCUGCAGGCUCCUUGCCCAGGCUCUCUCCACAACACGGCCAGGCCAAUGCUCAGCACAGAAAAGCCCCGUCAGCAGCCCCAGGCUGGCCGUGGGCAGGCUGGGGACAAACAGCAUCGCACCAUGGGAACGUCCCUUGGGGAGCAGGAUCAUCCUCCAAGUGCCUCAGGAAUUGUCUGCAGGCUCCUGCAGUGCCUCCUGCUGCUCCCUUGCCAGAGGCACCACAGGCCAUGGGGGCACAUCUGCCCUGCUGUGUCUGCCUGUGGGGCUCCCUGCUCUGGGCAAUGAGGAGGGGCUGCAGAGGCUCUGCAGGACUGACAGGAUGGGCUCUGGGGCUGUGAGGAGAAGCUGAGGGACCUGGGCUGGUGGUUUCAGAGAAUCACAGAAUCAGCCAAGCUGGAAAAAACCUUGGCGAUGAUUAAGUUUAACCUGUGCCCUGACACCACGUUGUCUGCCCUGAGCCUCCUCUUCUCCAGGAUCAACAACCCCAGCUCCCUCAGCCACUCCUCACAGCACUUGUGUUCCACACCCUUCACCAGCCUUGUUGCCCUUCUCUGGACACGCUCCAGCCCCUCCAUGUCCUUCCUAAAUUGGGGGCCCAGAACUGGACACAGCACUCGAGGUGCAGCCUCACCACUGCCCAGCACAGGGGAAGAAUCCCUGCCCUGCUCCUGCUGCCCACACCAUUCCUGAUCCAGGCCAGGAGCCAUUGGCCUUCUUGCCCACCUGCCCACACUGCUGCCUCAUGUCCAGCCUGCUGUCCAGCACUGCCCCACGUCCCUUUCUGCCUGCCCACUGUCCAGCCACUCUGUCCCCAGCCUGCAGCACUGCAGGGCUUGUUGUGGCCAAAGUGCAGGACCUGGCCCUUGGUCUUGUUCAGCCUCACCCUGUUGGAUUUGGGCCCUGGAUCCAGCCUGUGCAGGGCCCUGUGCACAGCCCUCCUACCCUCCAGCACAUCCACACUCACACCCAGCUUGGUGUCACCUGCAAAUUUGCUGAUGCUGGACUCAAUCCCCUCCUGCAGAUCCUCAGUGCAGAUAUUGCAAUCCCCGCUGGCUGCCUCUGAGCCCUGGGCCAUCCUGGGGGUGCCCUGGGAUGGCUCUCAAGGGGAUCUGUUCCAUCCCCUUGCUGGGCACCCAGGGCAGGCUGACAGGCCUGCAGUUCCCCACAUCCUCCUUCCAGCCCUUCUUGGGGAUGGGCUCCCAUUGGCACCUCCAGUCCUCUGGGCCCUCCCUGCUGAGCCAGGACUGAGGAGAAAUGAUGGAGAGCAGCUUGGGGAGCUCAUCCAGCAGCUCCCUCAUGGCCCUAGCAUGGAUCCCAGCUGGUCCCAGAGACACCUGUGAGCAUCUGAGUGCCUCAGCAGGUCCCCAGCUGCUUCCUCCUGGAUUGCAGGGGGGCUCUUCUACUCCCUGUGCCCAUCUACCAGCUCAGGAGGACUCUUGUCCUGAGGACAGCCUGUCUUCUUGUUGAAAACUGAAGAAAAGAUGGGGUUAAAUACUGAGUUGUGGAAUAAGGUUUUUACAAUUUUAAAUCCUAAAGUGUUCUGCUCACACUGGAACUUGGGGACACUUUCAAAGUCGUGUCCCUCAGUAGAACCCAUUCAAACCUCAAGAAACUUUGGAGUUUGGUUCUGAUUUUGAAUGCUUGAGAGAUUUCUUCAACUCCCUCUCAGUGACUGAUGCUCAGGGACCCAGCACCCAACCCACAGGAGAAGUCCUGGUGCUGUGUCUGUGCUGCUGAGCUGGGCCGGGCUCCUGGCACAGAGGCAGCUCCUGGCAAGGGCAGCACUGCAGAGACAGCUCUGCCCAGGAGCAGCUCCUCUCCAGCCCAGCAGGGCUGGGGCACUGCCUGCAGCCACCCCGGGCACAGCACAGAGGCACAGAGAGAUGGGAGCAGCCUGGGCUGGGAGGGUGACUGAGCUCUCAGUAGGGGAGAAAUCUGCACAGUGUUUGCAUCAAUCAUUCUCUGGCUGUAGCAAAGUUAAACUUCCAUUCCUGGAGGGGUCUCCUAAGGCUGGCACAUCCCACAGUUUCCAGGAUCUUUUGCAGGGGCUCUCCCAGUUCCUCUGGCACAGAGGAGGUGGCCACAGGGCAGAGAAGGGCAGUUCCUGCAGGCAGCAAGGGCAGGCAGCAGAAGGGAGAAAGAGGGUAAAGGUAGCCUGGGGUGGGAGCACAGGAGAGAGCCCAUGAGGGGAGAAAGCUCUGGCUGCAGAGCAAUGCAGGUGAGUCCCUGGGAGUGCUCUGGCAAUGCCAGCACUGACAGGACCUGUCAGGAAAGGUUUGUGCAAUCUCCUUUCAGGCCCGGAGGUUCAAGGGCUCAGCAGCAAAUGCACCACGGGGCUCAGUGGGAUCAAGAAGGUCCUAACAAAGCACGGCUCUGCCUUGAUUUCCCUCUGGGGUCUGGUGCAGUUCAUAAGGAAAUGAUGGAGAAACACUUUUAGAAAAAGAUUUCACAGAUGUUCUAAGAAAUACACAUUUCUGUUAUAAAGAGUCUGUUUUAUUACUGCUCUCUUUGGGGCAGAGGUGAUUGCAGCAUUCUGUGACUGACAUUGAUCCAGGGUCUCUCCUCAGGAGGCCUGGCCUGCUCAGAGAAGCUGUGCCUUGAGGGCUGAGCCAGUGUGGACAACCUUGCUGCACAUUGCCCAAGCCCAUCCUGUGUGUCCUCCCUCACCUGGGACCUGCUUUGCUUGGAGAGCUGCCUGCACUCAGGAAUAAAAGGGGUUUCUAGUUUUUUGAAGUAAUGUAAAACUCCUAAUUUUCCCCACAGGAAACAGACCCACUCCUCAAGUGUGUGCCAGCCCAAGGUGCCACCAAAACCCCUCCAGCCCUGCCCUGGGCCAGCCGUGAGGGUGGGUCAUCAUCCCAACCUGCACUGGGCCCUGCAAGGGGCUGUGCCCACGGACACUGCACUGACCCCACUGCUGGGUUUGGGGGCCACGGACACCGUGAGCAGUUCCAGUUUCCUUGGAAACACUGGGGAGGACUGGGACAACCUGGGAACACAGGGAAUGCUGAGGGGGAAUGUGGGUGGACUGGGAUGGGCUGUGGGGGUACCCUGAGACAUACUGGGACACACUGGGAGUGGUACUGGGCAAUACUGGGGUAAACUGGGGAUACUGUGAGUGAUACUGGGGCAUACUGGGAAAAACUGGGGACACUGGGAACAUUGUGGGGAAGACUGGGGGACAAUGGGGUGUACUGUGGAUAAGUCGAACUGGAAUGAAUAAGAAUUAACUCAGGUGUAUUGGGAAGGCCUGGGCUGUAUUGGGAGGGCCUGGAGGGGCACUGGGGUUGUACUGGGCUGUACUGGGGAUGAACUGGGAUGUACUGGGAGGCAGUGGAGUGGUUGAAGGGGCUGUUCCCGCCUCCACCACCUCCCAUUUGCCGAGGCUCCCGCCCAUCAGGGCCCGCAGCCAAUCAGCGCCGGGGACCGGAGACUCAGGGCGGUGCCUGGCGUCGGCGCCAUGUUUCUUUUUGUCUCCAUCUCCCGUCAUGCCCCGCGGCCCGAUACAGCCCAUUGCAGGCGGGACUACAACGCCCGUCAUGCCCCGCGCUCCAUUGACCCCCGCCCCCUCCGAUAUCCGCCCGCCCUUUGUCCCACAAGUGUCCCCAGACCCUCCAAGAUCUGUAAGUGCCCCCUGCACGCCCAUUCCUGACCCCUAAAAAGCGUCCCGAAUGCCCUGAGUGUGUGGGCUCCCAACCCCACAGAUGCCCUUUCUAGCAACUUGGGGAAUUCAUCUCCUAUUGUCCCCCCGCAUAACACAGUUCGGCACCUAAAGCCCCUGCCGUGCCCCGCGCCCUAAAGAGCCCGGUUAGAGCUUACCAAGUUCCCCCCACGUGCUCCCGAACCGUGUACGUUCCCCUCGAGGACCUGAAGUUGCGGCUCGGACGCAAAAGUGUCCCCCAAGUGCCUUCCCCGAUCCCCCAACGCCCUGUGCGAGCCACUUCCGGGACUACAGCUCCCAGCAUGCUCCGCGGCGCCGGUAGAGCGCUAUUCCAGCCGUGACUUCAUCUCCCAGCAUGCCCCGCGCCCCUGAGAGCCAUUGGCGCUGUGCUUUGAACUCCCGUGAUGCUCCGCGGCCCCGUUCAACCCUGUCCUACCCGCGCCUACAACUCCCAUCAUGCCCCGCGCC